AUGGCUGGCCUUGCGCGGUUUUCCACAUUGCCAAUUGAAUUGCGUCUGAUGAUUUGGGAGUUCGCGGUUCCAAUGCGAAUCAUCGAGGUCGGAGAACCAUGCGACCCAGAUAUCAUACCAGAGACAGACCUCCGGAAAGCAUGGCUCCUCAAUCUCAAGUAUCCAGCAAUUGCUCAUGUCUGUCACGAAUCCCGCCAAAUUGCUUUAGCUAAGGUCAAGCUCCCGGAACAAUUCCUCCUUGCACCAGACUACCUGACUGACUCGCGAUGGUGGUGGAAGUCUACCGAUGUUGUUCACUUCAAUGCUCCUGAUACGUCUAAACUUGCCAAUGAAGAGAGAUGCAGGUUGCAGGAGGACCUCCUUGAUUUGAUAAAAGUCCCCGUUCUACGCAAAAAGGUAUCUAUCAGUGCGGACCUUAUCCACCCUUUUCUACGGUUCCGUGGAAUUCCUGAUAUCCCAAUCUCCUUGGUAUGGGAUGUCAUUUUCUCACUGGAUAGAUGUAUCAUUGCAUUGCACACUGUGUGCAUCCGAGCCACAAAAGAGGACGCCGGAAAGCUGGGUUUGUUUGGCAAUGGCGAAGAGCCAGCACAGUUGAUCGAUCCGUUUGAUAAGCCAGCUAUCCAGCGUCUCAGAGAACUAUGGAAUAACACCAAGAAAGAAGUUUCUGCAGAGAAGUUCUUUGACACAAUCGAUACCAAAAGGUUUGAGUUUCGUGUGCACAGGUGGGUUGCGGAAAUGGCCAUUGAGUACAUCAAGUUCAGGUGGAUCAGUCCACAGGGCACAAACUCAGGAGCACUGCAUAUCAUUGCAAGGCUUAGCCAGGACCCAAAGCAAAUAAAUGCCCCAGACGUUCAAGAAUAUCUGGUCGGAUGUCCUAUACUGGACCUCAGGAUCUUGUUUCGACUCUGCCCACCUGCAGUGGUCGAGCCCGUGAUGACAUAA
Molecule: messenger RNA, 942 nt
Organism: Penicillium paradoxum
Lineage: Eukaryota; Fungi; Ascomycota; Eurotiomycetes; Eurotiales; Aspergillaceae
Product: 2EXR domain-containing protein
Exons: 1
Coding region: 1-942 (313 amino acids)
Source: RefSeq, a predicted model, not a curated record